AUGGGAGUUAUGCAAAGAAUUAUGUAUAUUCAUGCAAGCUUCACUGGAAACAACAAGAAGAGUUUGAAUAAUGGACAUGGGUUAUGGAAGACUUCAUAUAUCAUGGAGACUAUAGUUAUGACAUCAAGGAUUGCCAGCAUUGCAAAUGCAACACUGAGAAAGAAGAAUGGGAAGUGCCAGACCUACAGAAUACCUCAUUCAUGGAACAUUCAGAUCAUGCCAGAAUUCAUUGGAGCUUUUGCUAUAACAAUAAUUGCCCUAUCCACAGAAAUGGAAAGAACAGCAGAUACUACCCAUGACUACUAA
Coccidioides immitis RS is the source of this 306-nucleotide messenger RNA. RefSeq lists its product as uncharacterized. Bases 1 to 306 code for a protein of 101 amino acids. NCBI's taxonomy places the organism in Eukaryota, Fungi, Ascomycota, Eurotiomycetes, Onygenales, Onygenaceae. The record is from RefSeq and is a predicted model, not a curated record. The transcript is spliced from 2 exons.